AGGAAAAAGCACCGAACAUCAUAACUGCAGCUUUAAUUUUACAAAAGAAGUCUCAAUUUCUUUAUCCAUAUUUUUACCUCUCAUUUCAUUAUUUAAGAAGAAGCCAAGUGAUCCAAGAGCAAGGUCGGUGACCCUUUGUGAGUAGAGAGAGAGAGAGAUAGAGAGAUGGGAUCCAAAGCUCUCUUCUUCUUGGCCAUCUUAGCCUUCUCAGCUGUGUCUGGUUUUGCAGAAAAUGAGGCAGACCCAGGUCUUGUUAUGGACUUCUACAAGGACACAUGUCCUCAAGCUGAAGAGAUCAUCAGAGAACAAGUUAAGCUUCUCUACAAACGUCACAAGAAUACUGCAUUCUCAUGGCUGAGGAAUAUCUUCCAUGACUGUGCUGUCCAGUCAUGUGAUGCUUCACUGCUGCUGGAUUCAACAAGGAGGACAUUGUCUGAGAAGGAGACGGAUAGGAGCUUUGGGAUGAGGAACUUCAGGUACAUAGAAGAAAUCAAAGAAGCUGUUGAGAGAGAGUGCCCUGGAGUUGUUUCCUGUUCAGAUAUCCUUGUUCUCAGUGCUAGGGAUGGCAUAGUUUCGCUUGGAGGGCCUUACAUCCCUCUGAAAACUGGAAGAAGAGAUGGUAGGAAGAGCAGAGCAGAUAUACUUGAAGAAUACCUUCCUGACCACAAUGAGAGCAUGUCUGUUGUUCUUGAGAGGUUUGCAGCCAUGGGCAUAGACACCCCCGGAGUUGUUGCCUUACUUGGGGCUCACAGUGUUGGUAGAACUCACUGUGUCAAGUUGGUUCACCGUUUGUACCCAGAGGUGGAUCCUGCACUGAACCCUAAUCAUGUAGAGCACAUGCUCCACAAAUGCCCAGACCCCAUCCCUGACCCAAAGGCUGUGCAGUAUGUAAGAAAUGACCGUGGCACACCGAUGAAGCUGGACAAUAACUAUUACAGGAACAUAUUGGACAAUAAGGGCUUGAUGCUUGUGGACCACCAACUAGCCACUGACAAGAGGACCAAGCCCCAUGUUAAGAAAAUGGCUAAGAGCCAAGACUACUUCUUUAAGGAGUUUUCCAGAGCCAUCACUUUUCUCUCAGAGAACAAUCCUCUCACUGGAACAAAGGGUGAGAUCAGGAAGCAGUGCAAUCUUGCCAACAAGCACCACUAGAAGCUUUGCUACAACUCUUUAACCUCUUCUUCUUUGUUUCUACGAGGCAGGAGAGAGAAAGAGUGACAUAAUAAAAUGGGUUUGUUUUGAGGAGUUUGUUUUCUAGUGGGCCAUACUGGCUUGUUCUUUAGAGUGGCAUGCAAAUGGUGGUGACCAUAUUUGAUUGCAUGCCCUGUUUUAGGUUUCCCCUUGUUUUGUUGGAUUGUUGUCGGUGUUGUUAUGGGUAUGGUUAAUGUUGAGAUGUAUGUAUAUAUGGAUGGAUGGAAGGAGGUGAUGGUGUAUGAUGCAUGAAUUGCAAUGAUCAUAAUUAUUGAUAAUACCUGCACAUAGUGCUUGCUUUCUCCCUUUUCUAUAAUUUGGUGGUA
Molecule: messenger RNA, 1517 nt
Organism: Ilex paraguariensis (yerba mate)
Lineage: Eukaryota; Viridiplantae; Streptophyta; Magnoliopsida; Aquifoliales; Aquifoliaceae
Source: the annotation of a GenBank genome assembly